AGAACAACGGAAAGGAGUGCAGCAGCAGGUGUCCAUUUAGUCCCAGAAGAUAAUGUCAAGCAAGUAGCAGAGAGAGGGGCAUCAAAUCCUCUCAGAACAACGGAUAGGAGUGCAGCAGAAGGUUUUCAGUCAGUCCAGAAGAUAUGAUCAAGCAAGUAGCAGAGAGAGGGGCAUCAAAUCUUCUCAGAACAACGGAUAGGAGUGCAGCAGAAGGUGUUCAGUCAGUCCCAGAAGAUAAUGUCAAGCAAGAAGUUCAGAGUAGGACCUUGAGUACACUGCAUUCUACAGAUAUGUGCAUAGAAACAACCCUAGGACAUACUAACAAGCAAGAAAUGGAAAUCAUAGAAGUUCUCAUCAAGGAAGAAGCAGAGGCCUUUUCAACAGUUGGAGAGGAAAUCGAUCAGUUACCCCUCAAAACCAAUAUCAAGCAAGAACCUACAGAAGAAAGUGAAGAGGAAGGUGUUCCAUCAAGUCUAGAAGGUGAAAUUGUUGACAACGUACAAGACACGGUAGAAAGUGGAAUGUCAUUCAACAGUGGAGGUAAAUCUCAUCUUUGUUCACAUUGCGGCAAGGUGUUUUCCACAACAGAUCAACCCGACAUUUAUCUGAGGAUACAUUCUGGAGAAAAGCUACAUCAGUGUCCAUGUUGCAGUAAGAGAUCAUGUCAGGCCAGUCACCCCCUUCUCCACUUGAGAUCACAUGCAGCAGAAAAGCCAUAUGAAUGUUCACACUGUAAGAAAAGGUUUUCUCUGAAAAGCAAUCUCACCCAACACCUAAAAACACACGCAGAAGAAAAGCCAUAUGAAUGUUCACACUGUAAGAAAGGAUUUUCUCAGAAAAGUAUACUUGAUCGUCAUAUACUAAUACAUACAGGAGAAAAGCUGCAUGAAUGUUUGCACUGUAAGAAAGGGUUUUCUCUGAAAAGCAAUCUCACCCAACACUUAAAAACACACACAGAAGAAAAGCCAUAUGAGUGUUCACACUGUAAAAAAGGAUUUUCUAGGAAGAGCUAUCUUAACCAACACCUCCUCUUACACACAGGAGAAAAGCCAUAUGAAUGUUGCUAUUGUAAGAAAGGUUUCUCUCAGAAAAGCCUCCUCAAUCGUCAUCUUCUAACACAUACAGGAGAAAAGCCAUUUGAAUGCUCCCAAUGUGAGAAAAGAUUUUUUGGGAAAAAUACUCUUAAGCGUCAUCUCCGAACACAUACAAGAGAAAAGCCAUAUGAAUGUUGCUAUUGUACGAAAGAGUUUCCUCAGAAAAGUGCACUCAAUAUACAUUUACUAACACAUACAGGAGAAAAGCCAUAUGAAUGUUGCUACUGUAAGAAAGGGUUUUCUAAGAAAAGUGCUCUCACCCAUCAUCUCCGAACACACACAGGAGAAAAGCCAUAUGAAUGUUCACACUGUAAUAAAAGGUUUUCUAGGAAAGAUGCACUUAAUUGUCAUAUACGACGGCAUACAGGAGAAACGCCAUAUGAAUGUUGCUAUUGUAAGAAAGGAUUUCCUCAGAAAAGUGCCCUCAAUUCUCAUAUACUAACACAUACAGGAGAAAAGCCAUAUGAAUGUUCACAUUGUAAGAAAAGAUUUUCUCGGAAAAGCAAUCUUAAAAAACACCUCCUCUUACACACAGGAGAAAUGCCAUAUGAAUGUUCCUAUUGUAAGAAAGGAUUUCCUCAUAAAAGUGCCCUCAAUUGUCAUAUACUAACACAUACAGGAGAAAAGCCAUUUGAAUGUUCACACUGCAAGAAAGGAUUUUCUCGGAAAAUCAAUCUCACUCAACACCUACUCUUACACACAGGAGAAAAGCCAUAUGAAUGUUCAUAUUGUAAGAAAGUAUUUUCUAGGAAAUACCACCUUAAACAACACCUCCUCUUACACGAAGGGGAAAAGACAUAUGAAUGUUGCUAUUGUAAGAAAGGGUUUUAUCAGAAAAAUACACUUAAAUGUCAUAUACUAACGCAUACAGGAGAAAAGCCAUAUGAAUGUUGCUAUUGUAAGAAAGGAUUUCCUCAGAAAAGUGCCCUCAAUCGUCAUAUAUUAACACACACAGGAGAGAAGAAAUAUGAAUGUUCACAUUGUAAGAAAAGAUUUUGUCUGAAGAGUAAUCUUAACCAACACCUCCUUUUACACACAGGAGAAAAGCCACAUGAAUGUUCCUAUUGUGAGAAAGGGUUUUCUCGGAAGAGUGCUCUUAACCUUCAUCUUCAAACACAUACACGAGAAAAGCCCUAUGAAUGUUGCUAUUGUACGGAAAGGUUUUCUCAGAGAAGUGAGCACAAAUUUCAUCUCCGAACACACACAGGAGAGAAGACAUAUGAAUGUUCAUACUGCAAGAAAGGAUUUUGUCAGAAGGGUACUUUUAACCAACACCUCCUCUUACACAAAGAAGAAAAGCCAUAUGAAUGUUGCUAUUGUAAGAAAGGGUUUUCUCGGAAGAGGGGUCUUAACGAACACCUCCUCUUACACAAUGGAGUAAAACCAUAUGUAUGUUGCUAUUGUACGAAAGGGUUUUCUUAUAUGAGUAGUUUUAACCGUCAUCUCCGAACACAUACACAAGAAAAGCCAUAGGAAUGUUACUAUUGUAAGAAAGGCUUUUCUCUGAAAAGUGAACUCAAUCGUCAUCUCCGCGCACAUAGAAAAGCCAUAUGAAUGUUGCUAUUGUAAGAAAGGAUUUUCUCAGAAAAGUGUCAUAUAUUUAUACAACACCUAAGAUUCUUGAAACCUCAUUGGUCAAUUCUUAAUCACAUUACAUGCGGUAAAAGUAAUGUUGAACGGCAUCAUUCUCCAGGCGUGCAAUUCUGUAUGAUCGAUUUGCACCAUUGCACUGAUGUACAUGUACAAAGUAUAUUGUGAGGUGUAAGUGACUUCACUGUGCAAUGGAACAAAUUAAUCGAACAAAAUUACCCUCUGACGUCACAAUAAACAAAGCAUGGUACAACCAUGGUUUGCUGCCUGCUUAAUAAUAGUGCACACUUACAAUCAGCAAUUUCAUCAAUUAAAAAAACAAAAAAACUCUGAGAUUUAGGCCUAGGAAAACUGUUCUUUAAAAAAAAAAUUGUUUUAAGCCUCUUAACAUCCAAGGUGUUGUUAACAACAACAGCCUAACAGCAGGCAUUCAAAAACUCGUCUAUUCCAUUAAUACGGCGUACUCGAACCGGUUUGAAGAAGAAAAAAAAUUCUCCUUGAAACUAAAUUAUUUGUCUUAUUAUUCUGUAACUCAAGCUAUAAAUUGACGAUAUCAAAUGCGUAUUGGAAAAUGUAGUACAUCCUCUAAUGCCGUCACAUAUCAAAAUAUUAGUAUUAUAUUAUAAGCAUUAUCAGUGUCUGUUAUAUGAUGUGAAAUUGAAGCCCUAAAAAAAUUCAAACUGAUCGUGAAGUGCCUCAAAAAAAUACGGUGAACAUCUUUGAGUGACUGGUUUUACCAUACUCAUUUUCCCCAAUAAACUGUAGUGUUAUAACAAACCUUAGGAGAACGAUAUUUGAAAUUUUGAUUUCCAAUCAUCAAUGUCUUGAGAAUCAGACAGGCGAUCGGCUUGUAUAAGUCAUGGGGUCUGCGUCCAUUUUCAAGAAAAAGGGUACUUUUUCAAAAUCCUGCUGUGCACGUUUAGGGCUAUUUUUAAAGACCCCGACUGCGACUUGCCGGUUGCCUACCAGUAAAUUUGUACAUGUGUUCCUCAGGUAUUACCAGGGUAUAUACAUUUAUAUUUUGUUUUGAAUAGUAGAAUAGUAGCUGUUCAUUGUAUAUUGUGUUCUUUUUGUAAACACUACAUGUACUGGUACGUAUUCAUAUAAUAUAGAUCCAAUUUGAAAUGUAAUUCUUUUUUUCAAAGAAAGGACUUAUGAUGUGCUGUGCAUUAAACCCAUUUGGAAGUGUACAGGUUGAUGUUAUUGCUUCUCUAUUGAAAUACAUUUUUAUAUUGUGAAUUUUACAUAAAAAGCGCAAUUUGGUUUAUUUUACAUUGUCAACAACUUAAAUGGUAAUCCCUAUCACACUUCAAAAUGCUUACUCGAGGGGUUACAAUUUUGCAAUACUUGUUUAGGAGUAAACUUUUGUGAAAAACCUGUUAAGGGUGUGAAUUUUGGGGAAAACCAUGUGAAAUCCUCAUUUAGGGUAUAUUUUGGCUCGAGAAGAAAUCCUCGUUUAAGGAGUGUCCGUAAAACCUGUGGUCACGCAUGCUUACGGUAUUUCUACAUGACUGAGACCCCUGGGAUAACAUAAAACCCUUUGUAUAUAGGGCCCACAGGGAACCCAAGUUGUACUUGGAUACCAUGUGCACCCUAUUCUAUGAGAUUGUUCUUUGUCUUAAGUAAUAUUUAUUUCUUCAUGUUUUUUUUUCAACAGGGUAAUUUUAUUCAGUUCCCCAGGAAGAUUGCUAGUGGACCUGCUUUUCAAGGAAGCCCUGCAUAAUACAAUAACAGUACAUAAACAUACAGUAUAGACCGUAAUGAAAUAAUAACAAAUUGUACAUACAUGUGAAGUAUUGAAUUAAACACAUAUCUUUUUUAAA
Molecule: messenger RNA, 4507 nt
Organism: Strongylocentrotus purpuratus (purple sea urchin)
Lineage: Eukaryota; Metazoa; Echinodermata; Echinoidea; Camarodonta; Strongylocentrotidae
Product: zinc finger protein 271-like
Exons: 3
Coding region: 144-2567 (807 amino acids)
Biological process (GO): regulation of transcription by RNA polymerase II
Cellular component (GO): nucleus
Molecular function (GO): DNA-binding transcription factor activity, RNA polymerase II-specific; RNA polymerase II transcription regulatory region sequence-specific DNA binding
Source: RefSeq, a predicted model, not a curated record